This is a messenger RNA of Homarus americanus (American lobster), 903 nucleotides long. RefSeq names its product mucin-2-like. The transcript has 4 exons. The record is from RefSeq and is a predicted model, not a curated record. Bases 1 to 903 code for a protein of 300 amino acids. Lineage: Eukaryota; Metazoa; Arthropoda; Malacostraca; Decapoda; Nephropidae.
AUGCUUACAGAGCAUCAACAAGAUUCCAAAGGCGGUAUAGGUGGAAGAGGUGGCCACCAUGGAAAACCAACGACUACACCGACGGACGAAGCAGGUCCUCACACCAGCAGGUCCUCACACCAGCAGGUCACACUAGCAGUCCCUCACACUAGCAGGUCCUCACACCACUGGGUCCUCACACCAGCAGGUCCUCCAGCAGGUCCUCACACCAGCAGGUCCACACCAGCAGGUCCCUCACCAGCAGGUCCUCACACCCAGCAGGUCCUCACACCAGCAGGUCCUCACACAUGUCUCUCCAGAAGAAUUCAGGUCCGGGUGUCAGCCGCCUCCACCCUCACACCAGCCGCCACCUCCAACAUUCACACCAGAGCGCCACCUCCAUCACUCCACCAGCCGCCACCCGCCACCUCCAACAUUCACACCAGAGCGCCACCUCCACCACUCACACCAACCGCCACCUCCAACAUUCGCACCAGAGCGCCACCUCCACCACUCACACCAGCCGCUACCUCCAACAUUACACCAGGCGCCACCUCCACCCUCACCAGACGCCACCUCCAACAUUCACACCAGGCGCCACCUCCACCCUCACACCAGCCGCCACCUCCAACCAUUCACACCAGAGAUCGGCAUCAUGCCCGAGACACCCACCGGGGUACAGUUCAUAGUCGGUCUGGCACACUUCGGAAGCAUCCUGCUGAUGCCUCGCAGACGAUAUCGCCGGUGUCAGACGAAGAUCUUUUUGGAGACUGGAAAGACAGGAACUACGUGGAGGACGACGACCACCAGCAACUGGAUGAUGACGAGGCGAAGGACACUUUUGGUGAUGCUGAGGCUGCACCAACGAUCACCAUUAGAACAACUAUACACUUCGGCAAACAUUUCCAGGCAAGCCACAUGUGA